AUGGCCGGCCCCAACAUCGAUGCCCAGCAGCUCCGCGAGUCCCAGAACGACGACACCCGCGUCUUGGGCUACGACCCUCUGAUUUCUCCCGAACUUUUGUCCUCCGAGAUCCCCGCUACCCAGGUCGCUCUCGAUGCCGUCAAGAAGGGCCGUCGCGAAGCCCAGGCCAUCGUUCACAAGCAGGAUGACCGCCUUCUCGUCAUGGUCGGUCCCUGCUCGCUGCACGACCCCGACGCUGCCAUUGAGUACUGCGGUCGUCUGAAGAAGCUCGCCGACGAGCUCCAGGAUGACCUCUGCAUCAUUAUGCGCGCCUACCUCGAGAAGCCCCGUACCACCGUCGGCUGGAAGGGCCUGAUCAACGACCCCGACCUCGACGAGAGCUUCAAGAUCAACAAGGGUCUGCGCGUCUCUCGCCAGCUCUUCUGUGACCUGACCAGCCAGGGCAUGCCCAUUGCCAGCGAAAUGCUCGACACCAUCUCUCCUCAGUUCCUUGCCGACCUCAUUUCACUCGGUGCCAUUGGCGCCCGUACCACCGAGUCUCAACUGCAUAGAGAGCUUGCCUCCGGUCUCUCUUUCCCCAUGGGUUUCAAGAACGGUACCGACGGCAGCUUGGGUGUCGCCGUUGAUGCCAUUGGCUCUGCUGCUGCCAAGCACUACUUCAUGGGUGUUACCAAGCAAGGUCUUGCUGCCAUCACAAAGACUACCGGAAACAAGGACUGCUUCGUCAUCCUCAGAGGUGGAACCAAGGGUACCAACUACGACGCCGAGAAUGUCAAGAAGUGCAGAGAGGCUCUGGCCAAGAAGAGCUUGCCCCAGGUCAUGAUGAUUGACUGCUCGCACGGUAAGCAAGCCAAGUCUGCCGUUUCAAAGGUUCGAAAAUUGACAAUUGCCUGCANNGGAAACUCCCUCAAGGAUCACCGCAACCAGCCCAAGGUCGCCAAGACCAUCUCAGAGCAACUCCGCGCCGGCGAGGAGGGUAUUGUUGGUGUCAUGAUCGAGUCUCACCUCAACGAGGGUGCCCAGAAGGUUCCUGCUGAGGGUCCUUCUGGCCUCAAGAGAGGUGUCAGUAUCACCGACGCCUGCAUCAGCUGGGAGACAACCGUCGACGUCCUCAAGGACCUUGCCGAGGCCGUCAGAGUCAGAAGACAGGCCAAGAAGUCGACCACCAACGGUCAAUAA
Messenger RNA from Aureobasidium musti, 1179 nucleotides. The record is from the annotation of a GenBank genome assembly. NCBI's taxonomy places the organism in Eukaryota, Fungi, Ascomycota, Dothideomycetes, Dothideales, Saccotheciaceae.